Megalops cyprinoides (Indo-Pacific tarpon) is the source of this 4287-nucleotide messenger RNA. It is a transcript of the gene cdan1, whose product is annotated as codanin 1. Gene Ontology annotation, biological process: chromatin organization. The record is from RefSeq and is a predicted model, not a curated record. The transcript has 28 exons. Bases 1 to 3915 code for a protein of 1304 amino acids. Gene Ontology annotation, cellular component: nucleus. NCBI's taxonomy places the organism in Eukaryota, Metazoa, Chordata, Actinopteri, Elopiformes, Megalopidae.
AUGGCGGCUCUUUUGGAAUCGGUGCUAUUGGGGAAAGUGGAAACAAGGAAGGCCGUGCAAUGGCUCAAAUAUGGGAAGGAGACCGGUGACAGCGAGUCCCUGGUGAAGUUACAUGUGCCGAGGCAGGCGUUUGUGCCGUUCUUUUUGAACUUCCUGCGGGAGCAGAGCAGCCAUGCCCUCACCAACGGGCCCGCCACACCUGCCAAGACCCCCAGCUCCAGGCCCCUGCGCGGCCCGGGCUUCUCCAGCGAGCGCAGGAGCUGCAGGGUCAGCGGGGCCGGACCUCGGAGUGCCAGCCGGGUACAGCUGUUCUCCCCCGCCCCCUCCAUCUCCCCGGGGAGCGGGGCCGAGUGGGACGCGCCCUCGGGGUCUCUGUGCCUGAGCGGCGUCAGCGCCCUCAGCAGCCCCUCUUUCAGCUCGGCCUGGAGCCCCGCCGCCAGACCACCACCCUCAGAGCGCCGCUCCGCCCAGCGUGCCAGCCUGGGUGACUUCCUGUCCCCCCCGGAUGCGCAGUCCAACCACGCCCCGCAGCGCCGCAGCCGCAGGAGGAGCGGGGGGGCGGGGCCGGCGCAGGGGCGGCCGGCAGGGGGGCGCGGCCUGCACGAAGAGGCGGGGCGGCGGGAGGCGGGGAGGAGGAGCGGCAAGAUGGACACUCCGGUGUCCCCCGCACCCGUCCAGCUCAACUUCAACAACCUGGAGGACUUUCCGCCUGUCGGGGCGUCUCCAGUCUCAUCCGUACAGACUAAACCGUCCCGUCGGAUCAACCCAACGCCGGUCAGUGCAGAACGCCCCCUCUCCAGACCCAAGAGUUGCUUCACCUCCACCCCCUUCCACAAGCCAUCCAGCCCUCCAAUCCCAGAGGGCACUGGGAUGGUACCUGCUGAGGGGUGCUCUUACGGCCUAGAGGAGGAAAGGGAGCUUCUGAGGAGAGAGAAAUCCAAAUUAGCGCAGCAGGCCAGCUCUCCUUUUUCGCCUGCCCAGGAGCCUUGCACCCCCACCAAACCUGGGGGCAGGCCUAGCUCCCGGCUCGCCUGCGACACCCAGAUGUCCUGCCCUGAUGCCUCGAAGGUGACCUUGUCGUCUGCGCUUGACCUGCUGGCACAGCUCUACUGCGCCUGCAUUGCAGAGAACUUGGUACCGAGUGUGUUCCUGGAGCUCUUCUUCGUGCUGCAGCUGCUGACCUCUCGAGCCCCACCCGUUUCUGAGGAGGAUGAUGAAGAGGAGGAGCAGAGGGAGAAGGAGACGAUGCCGGAUGUUCUGGAGAGACGGUACCUUAGAAGUCUGCACAACUGUGUCUACUUUGCUGUCCGAGUGCUGGAGAAUCAGUUUGAGCUGGUGUCCCACCUGGACAGGUGCACUCUGCGGCUCCUGGCAGAGAACGAGAGGGUGGGCUGCUUCUCUCCCGCCCUGCGAGACCGGCUCACCCAGGCCCAGGGCACCAGCACGGCCAAGGUGUCCCCCACCCUCUCACCCUUCAUCCAGUCGGUUCCCUUCCAGCCGGCCACUGAUAACCGCUCCAACUUCUGCAGCGACAAGGCCUUCCACAUCUUCAAAAAGCAAAGGGAUAUAUUCUACGAGCUGCUGCGGGAGUGGGAGGACAGUCAUAAGGAGCCGGGCUGGAACUUUGAGGCAGCGCUAGGCAGCAGGGUCAGAGGGAUGGUGAGUCAGCUGACCGCUGCGGGAAACCACGCCCACUUUGCACGGCUCUUCCAGAAGCAGCUUGUCCAGAUGUGCAAGGGUCCUCGGAUGAUGGGGUCCCCCAGUGACGCACCUGACCCCGACAUCGUGGGCAUGCUGGGAGCGGACAGCCUGGGCCGUCUGAAACGCCUGCAGGAGCGGCUCAUCCAGCCCCAGGGUCUCACGGGCCCCUGCCCCCCACCCUCCUUCCCCGGGUACCAGGAGUUCUUCAGGGAUUUCCUGCAGACAGCCAGCAGCUGUCAGCUGAACCAGCACUUGACGGACAGCCUGUGUCAGCAGCUCCUCCAGCUGGACGAGGUGGCCAUCCUGGGACUGGACGGACCACAGGGAGAGGGCGAGGGAGAAGGGGAUAUGGAGCGGCAGGAUGAGAAGCAGCGGUUCUGCUCUGUGCUUCUUACGGCCCGGCUCCUGGCCAAGUUCCUCGGCUUCAUCUCAUUCCUGCCGUACCAGACCUCUGAGCCCCCAGCCAGGGAGAUCCAGGAGUCUUCUAUUGCCAUCCGCAGUAAGACCUCUCCGGUUCUGGAUGUCUGUAGAGUGCUACACAGCUGUCUGCGCAGACGGCGCACCGUGCUGACGGUCCCCUGGGUGGUGGAGUUCCUCUCCAUGAUGGAUUUCGCUGGACCCUUCCUGCUCUGCUACAGAACUGCCCUCUGCGUGCUGCUGCGCCUCUACAGGCGAAUGGUGCUGGGCCAGGAAGGUGAAGUGUGUUAUCUGAACCAGUUGCUGAUCGUGGCUGUGCUGGGCUGGCUCUUCCAGAUUCCUGUGUUUCCGGAGGAUCUGUUCUUCACUAGUGAUGUGGAGGAGGACACUGAGGAGGUGGAAAAGCACACUGCUUCCCAGGGGCUAGACUGCCUCCCCCUGGUGGACCAGCAGCUUCUCUACACCUGCUGUCCUUACCUGAGCGAGUUCCGCAAACUGCUUGCUGCCUUUGUUGCGGGAAGCACAGCCAAGAACGGGGGCCUUAUCCGAAAGAUCACGCCUACCUCUGCUGAGCCCCAGGGUCCGCCCACCACAAGGUCACACCAGAAACUGCAGGUGGAGCUGGAGCAGGCCUUCUUCCAUAACCAGCCUCCAUCCCUGCGUCGCACUGUAGAGUUUGUGGCCGAAAGGGUCGCAUCCAACUGUGUCAAGCACAUCAAGGCCACCCUGGUUUCGGAGCUGGUGUGCAGCGGAGAGAAGAUGCUGAGGGGGGGGCUGGGCUCGGAUGAUGUCAGCGUGCUGAAGCUGAAUGACUCCGUGUGCGCACAGCUGUGUGACAGGGGCAGGCAGGCACUGGAGCGGGGCACCAGGUUCUGCAGAGAGAAGGGCCCUGAGGCCAUCCGAGUCCUCCUGCCUGAGGAAACCUCACCUGCUGUUCUCACCACAUCUGAAAAUAUCACUGUGCGUCUGGCCACUGAGAAGGCGUGCGGCUGGCUGUCCUCCAAUAUCACAGCCCUGAUUAAGCGAGAGUGGAAGACUGCGUUUGAUCGUGUGAUGAAGACUCUGCCUGCCGCCCCACCUUUGACUGGUGAAGGUGAGGGAUCUCAGGUGGCAACCGUGAGACAACAGGCCACUCCUCAAGGAGCCAGCCAAGGGGAGGACACAAGAUCUGUGUGCCCCAAAGACUGUACCCACAGUGCCACUCUGCCAUCAAACAUCAUCAUAGAGAUCAAGGAGGUGUUAAGCAUCACUGUAGGUCCCAGGUCAGAAGGGGAGCGGCUGAGCUUUCAACAGCUUGAGGAUCUGCUGCGGAGACUGGGAGACACUCUGAGCUGCAGGAAGUUCCUGUCCCCAGUGCCUGAGCAAAUGCUGCUGCGCUGUACUGUUCUGCUGGCCAGCAGGCUGGUGUCUGGGGAGCUGCCCCUGCUUGACCCACUUGAGUGUCCUGGGACCGACGAGUCUGGCACAGGCAGAGGCAGCCCCGUUAGGGCCCUUCUUGAUCAGCUGGUUAACAUGUGGGUGCAAGAGAUGUGUCCUCCAGCACCCCUUCACCUGCUUUUUACAGACCCCUCACUGACUGCUGUCCUCUCCCCUAGCUGCAUACAGAACUUCCUGUACCUGGUUGGACAGCUGCUGGAGAAGGGACUGCUGAAAAAGGAAGAGGUGUCGUCACAUUGGAACAACCUGUCAAAGCUGACCUGGCCAACCGGCUCAAUGGAGAGGAUCCAAGAGUUCUCCUCCUCUCUAUCAUUCCCUCCACCCCAGAUCCACAGAGAUGUCCUGCAGAGCUCAGAGUAACCAGCAGGGGGAGUAAGGUGACAAGAAAGGAGUUAGGAACUGAAACCAUUGACCUGUCUGUGGAUGAGAUGCCUGUUGUCCUAGAGGUGUAACAUCCCAUUUGCACUCAGACAGGCAGAGUUAUGUAUUCAUCUGACCUGUGCCACAGGUAUGGCCAGCUCCAUCUCUCCAUCACUAGAAAGCACUUGCGCAUCUCGUUAACUUAGCCGUGAAGGACCUGGAAUCGGUCAGCGACUCCCCCCACAUUAUGUCUUGAAGUGAGGAUAUAAACCAGAAACUUACGCUACUCCAGAAGACUUGAUUGGCCUUGUUCCCGUGAACACAGUGGCCUUGCUCUGUGGCUUUGGUUUGGAAUUCCAACUAAAGAUUAAU